AUGUCUGCGCAAGUCACGACACAGAUUCCAAGUCAAGCACUCGAAAAUGUUAUUGUUCAACGUGAAUGGAAAACUGGAAAGCCCUCAGUGAACAUCAUAUCCAUUGGUGAAAGCGAUUCAGAUUCCGAUAGAGAGAAAAGCGCUACUCGCCCGCGGGCCGAUUGGACAGAGAGCCCGCCGCUGCCAUUUUCGAAACCGCGCCAAGACCCUGCAAGACCACCACUCCCUAAUUGUCGCCACUACAUUGUGGACGGUGCCCUCAAUCCACUACCGGCCGGAUGCAUCGGAGAAAUUUGCGUGGGAGGGGCUCAGGUCGGGGUAGGAUAUCUAGGUCGACCUAAAGCAAAUGCCAAGUCAUUUAUCCAAUCAUGCGUGCCAAGUGACCGCGAGCGAAAUUGGACGAAGCUGUUCCGGACCGGUGAUAGAGAUCGCUUCCUGCGAGGAGGAGCGCUGGAAUUCCACGGAAGGAUUGCCGGUGAUAAGCAAAUCAAACUCAGAGGGUUUCGAAUAGACUUGGGAGAGAUUGAACAGGCCUUACACCGAUCCUCAAAAGAUGAUGCCUUGUCCGGCAUCAUCGAUAUCGCCGUUGUGGCAAGACCAAUUGAUGCGGAAGAUCUUAUCGCUUUCAUUGUUCCUAAGAGGAUCCCACAAACGGAUAUCGGACAAAGUGAAUAUGUGUUAUAUCUUCAAAACACUAUCAGGCCCAUCUUCAACUACUAUAUGAUGCCUAACGGCUAUCAGCUUUUGAGUGAGAUGCCAACCACCGUCGGGGGAAAAGCAGAUCGGCAACGUCUCUUACAUGUGAAACUCUCACUGGUACAUUACUCUACUACCUCUGAUCCUUAUGAGAUCUAUGAUAUUCCAGUCGCGCAACAGAGUAUCCUGAUGGAAGUGAUUGAGCUCAUGAAAUCAGUUGUAGGGGAAGAGCGGAAUAUCACACCAAACGCCAACUUCGAAAUCAAAAUUGAGAAAGCACUUCGAGAUCGCUCCUUGCAAGAAAUGUUCCAGAAGUGUACCCCACUCGCGAUAUCUGAGAUGGUAUUCAGCACCCAAGCUGGCGCGGUCAACCCCGGGACUACUCAAAGCAGCAACCCUGGAAACUUCAUAGACUGGACCCAUGAGAUUUCUCUACAAGGCAACUUGGAAGACCUAAAACUCCCCAAAACGCCACAGAUUGAAAGACUGGAAAUUUCGCGCGUGCUACUGACUGGAGCCGAUACUUUUAUCGGUGUUCAUAUGUUAGGCACGAUUUUGACAUCGAACCCGGACACCCGGGUAUUUCUUUUGGGAACCCUCAAGAGAAUCGAGAAGCAGGACCUGAUUACCGAGAUAAGAAAUUACCAUCUGUUUAGUGAACGUUUUACCUUGGAGCGGGUCUUGUCACAGGCGGUCUUUCUUCCCGGCAGCAUGGCCGCCCCCAACUUCGGCCUGUCUGAGGAAGGCUUUCAAUACCUGGCAGACUCAAUUCAUACGGUAUACAAUUUUGCAGCAGGAGUCUCAUUACUGAAGACCUACCGAGCGUUGGAAUCAGUCAAUACAGAGGCCGUGCGCACCCUCAUAUCCCUUGCAAAUAGGAAUACAACCGGCCGGGUCCCCGAAAUCAACCACUUAUCUACCUGGAGCAUCCCGCAUAUGCAAACCUGGCAAGGAGGAAGGCGAACCACCACAGAUGUGAUCAAAGGUGAGGAAAGCGCUGGCUACUUUGUGCCUCCAAAUAAUGACGAACACGGCUACUUGAAGUCACCAUGGGCGGCUGAGAUGAUUCUCACGAAAGCUGCAGGCCGAGGCUACCCCGUUUCCAUCUACCGAUCGUCUUCUAUUUCUGGAAGCAUAUUUACAAAUGUACCAGCUCCAAGCCUUGAUUUUGUCAACGGCAUGAUUAUGCAGAUGAUCCGACACCGACUCGUACCCGAUAUAUCCGCCCCGAAUGCCAACAGUGGAGACGUUGUGAUCGAUUUCAUACCUGUUGACGUGCUCACCCAUGCAAUAUACAGCCGUUCCGUCGCGGGGACUAUUCCACACCAAUUACCCUGCAUCUAUCAUCUAGGAAGCUCUCAACCCCUGCGCUUACAUGAUUUACCCUCAACGAUAGAUAGCAUAUUCAAGGAAGGAAACUAUGAGCUGGGCCAACCCGCCCGGAUCGUGGGCCUCAGAACAUGGCUUGAAGUUGUGAGGAAGAAUGCAAGUGAGCAAGAGCAGCUUUAUUGGACGGUCAUUGAGCAGUACUUGCAACAUGGACACAUCAUGUUUGCGUUGGACCAAAGUCAAACUGUCUCUGCUUCGCGAACAGCUGGUUGGUCUGGAAAAGGUCCUCGAAUUGACGCUGCAUAUCUCCGGCGUUUGUGGGCCCAAGGGAUGGAGGCCGGCGGCUGA
Penicillium hordei is the source of this 2373-nucleotide messenger RNA. RefSeq lists its product as uncharacterized. The transcript is spliced from 3 exons. The record is from RefSeq and is a predicted model, not a curated record. Bases 1 to 2373 code for a protein of 790 amino acids. NCBI's taxonomy places the organism in Eukaryota, Fungi, Ascomycota, Eurotiomycetes, Eurotiales, Aspergillaceae.